UAGCGUUUCUAAAACCUACAUUCAGUGCAUUUCUCAGUGUAGUCUGUUGUCAGCUGAAUAUUAUGGCUAAAAUGUAAGUCUCUACGUCCGGUUUAAAAUAAGUUUGCUGCAUGUGAUAUAAAAGAGGAUGCCGUUCGAGGCAAAGCGCUGUGGAGUGCAAUUCAAACCUCCUUCCAUAGUUGUAAUUUAUGAAGACACGGAGACCAAAAAAGUGCGAAAAAGAAUAAUACCUGUACGAAACUUCUCCAAAUACUCUGACUACAGUGUAGCAGCUGAAAGGCUCAAGAACCAUCCUCGGCACAGGGACUACUUAGAGGCCGUGUCUCAGAACCAGCUGGAGAAGCUUCACAUCAUCCUACGAGACCACAUGCAGGGCCUCAGCCUGGAGCACAGCCUCUCCUCGUUCCGCCUGGACCCCGAGGAAAACCUGAACAAGCUGGACGACGAGAAGCUGGCUCGCAAGAAGGGACAAAUGGAUGAACUGUUUGAGAAGAACCGGAGACACAAAGACGACCCCAACUUUGUUUACGACUUGGAGGUGGAUUUCACAAAGAACACCCAAGAAAAGUGCAGCUGGGAUGAGGAGUCAGAUGAUGGAUUUUGAAACUUUCUUCACUGAUGUUUUCAGUUAAAAAUGUAGGACUCAAGCCUACAGAGAGAUGCCAGGAACAUCUGACACAGCUGAUGUUGACUACAAUGCUUUAUGUCCAUCUAAACACAAAUACAGUGGUAACAACUUCAGCAAAUAUCUUUACAGUAAAGUGUAUUUUGAAACGAUUCUGGCAUCGAAGACUUGUCUACAUGAUUAGAAGCAUGACUAGAUACCAUUAGAAACAAAGAGCAUUAUAAAACAGCCUGUUUACAUUUCAAACUGAAACAAAAGAAACAAUGCACGAGUAAUAGUGAAUAUUUAUUUGUUAUAAAAUACUGAAUUUUACAAAAUACAAAGACUUUGGUUCUUUAAUUUGUGGCUUACACCUAAAUGAGAGAUAUUCACAGUUGAAUAUGAAAGAACAGGCUAAAAUUCUAUUAAAUAAAAUCUGAGUUUUCACCAGUAAGUAAGCAAUACAACAAAUAUAUCUUUGGAAAAAAAUGUGUCCACAAAAUAUCAUUUCAUAUCAUACAAAAUAUAUAUAUUUCCAUAUAUGGUUUGAAGUGAUGUGCUGUGGCAAAGUUUUAAAUGAGAUACACCAUAUCAUAAAACCAAGCCUGCAGUAUCAAACCUGUUCUGGGGAAAAUUUCAUUCAAAGUGCUUAAAUACCUCGUUCAGUUGACAAGAGACACUGACUGACUGACCAUUAGUACCACAAUACAUUCAAAAAUGUCGCAGGUUUUUUGUUGAAACUCAUUACAGGAUGGAUUAACAUUGCUUUGCUAGUUUGGUUCAAGCUAAUCAAAACAAUUGUUUACACUGGUAUCAACUGCAGUCAUUGACGCAGCGCUGAUGUAUUCCUUAAGGAGGUAGUAACAGAAAAUCUGACACAUAAUUCCUUUUUACCAUCAACAUUUCAGGUAAGGACUCAGGUGUUUAAAUUGUAAAUUCUCAGCAGGCUGUUAAUUUGUUUAAAAAUAAGUCUUUAUAAAACUGACAUUUCAAGUAUACUAAUGCCACAAUCCGGGAUUUCUGAGUUUGUUAGUAAUGACGAUAUAUACAGCAUAUGACUUUCUGGACUGUCUGAUUGGUAAUAAUUUGUGAAACUCCACUGUCGAGAGUAAUUCACCCAGAGUACACAAACAUAUAGGUAAAUUAUCUAUUCAAAAGCUACUGGACAAA
Amphiprion ocellaris (clown anemonefish) is the source of this 1774-nucleotide messenger RNA. RefSeq names its product centrosomal protein 19 (gene cep19). Bases 128 to 604 code for a protein of 158 amino acids. Lineage: Eukaryota; Metazoa; Chordata; Actinopteri; Pomacentridae. The transcript is spliced from 2 exons. Gene Ontology annotation, cellular component: ciliary basal body; spindle pole; centriole. Gene Ontology annotation, biological process: trans-Golgi to periciliary membrane compartment transport; microtubule anchoring at centrosome. The record is from RefSeq and is a predicted model, not a curated record.